Messenger RNA from Cricetulus griseus (Chinese hamster), 777 nucleotides. Lineage: Eukaryota; Metazoa; Chordata; Mammalia; Rodentia; Cricetidae. The record is from RefSeq and is a predicted model, not a curated record.
AUGAAGGUCUUCAUACUUUCCUGCCUUGUGGCACUUGCUCUUGCUAGUGAGGUGGGUAAAGAAGCUUCCUAUGAAUCACUCAGCAUAUCCUCUGAGGAAUCUUCUGAAAGCAUCAGUAAGAAACUUCAGAUGGUUGGACAAAUGGAACAGCUGCAAGCAAGGGGUGUGCUCCAGAAUAACGUUCACCCCUUCAUCCAAUCACAGCCUCAGGGCUUUCCUUACGAACAGCCUAUCUCUUGCACUCCCCUUGCACAAAACGCCCAGCCUAUUGCUCAAGCCUCUGUGGUGCCUUCUCUUGGGCCUGUCAUUUCUCCUGAAGUGGAAGCCUUCCUAAAAGCUAAAGCCGCCAUUCUUUCCAAGCAAAAAGCCAUACACUCUCUUAACCCCGAAACUGUGCUCUCUCUUUUUAACCCUCAAGUCCUCAGUUCUGCUACCCUUGCAAACCAGCACAUCCCUCAGUCUCAGGUCCAGCUCCUGGCACAAGUCCUGCAGGCUUUCCUUCAGACUCCUGUGGCUUCUUCUCAGACCCAGCUGUCUCUUCCUCAGUCCAAAGUUCUGUACCUUCUCCAGCAAGUAACACCCUUCCUUCAAAAAGAUAUGUCUUCCCAAACUCCUCUGCAGUUCCCAGACCUUCUGCUUAAGCCCACCCUGCAUUCCCCUGCCCAGGAACCAGCUCAUCCCAUCACUGUAAGUCUAAAUUUGCUUCCUUUUAAAUUCCCCUCGAAAUGUGUGUUUGAUGAAGUUAAUAGAAGAAAUGCGCCCUCUAGAAUGGAAUAA